UGGUAACAAGUGUGCUUUAUCGAUCAGAAUCAUGGUGUUUGAGAAACUCAACAACAUGCAGGCUUCAAUUCUGCUCAUCAUGUUCAUUUUGGCCUCCUCUCCAACACUACUACUCUCAUCACAGAAUCCCCCCUUAGCUAAGCUCAAGUGCGAAGAUCGUUGCGGCGAUAUACGCAUCCCAUUCCCUUUCGGCACCACAGAAGAAUGCUACAUCGACCAGAGUUUUUGGGUCACUUGCAACGACACCGGUUUCAAUCCUCCGAAGCUCUUCUGGUGGGACACGUCAGUCGAAAUCACAGAUAUAUCCCUCGACGGCCAGAUCAAAUUGCAGUGGUUCAUUGCAAAAAAUUGUUAUUAUAACGGCAAAAGUAAUAUCAGCAACAAUCCUUUUUCAUGGCUCCCUAAAUAUUUCACGGUGAAUAACACUGCGAAUAAGUUCACUAUCGUGGGGUGUGAUGCGUACGGCUUCGUCUCAGGGCGUAGGAUCGAGCGCAACUUCACGACGGGCUGCACCGCCAUGUGCAGCUCCGAGGCUGAUCUGACCGAAGGGGAGUGUGACGGCGUCGGCUGUUGCCAGACUACCAUCCCCAAAGAUGUGUGGACGGUAGAACUUGAGGUUCGGAGUUAUUCCAAUUAUACCAAUGUUUCGGACUUCAACACCUGCAGUUAUGCCUUUGUUGUUGAGGACGCUUCCUUCAAAUUCUCCAAGGCCAAUCUCACAAACUUGUCCCGCGUGACAAAACUUCCUUUGGUGGUUGAUUGGGCCAUCGGGAAUGGGACAUGCGAGGAGGCCAAGAGCGACGCCACCACCUAUGCUUGCGUGAGUGCAAACUCUACCUGCCACAAGCCCCCAAACGGCUACGGCUAUCGCUGUCGUUGCGAGGAGGGAUUUGAAGGAAAUCCUUACGUAAAUCAUGGGUGUAGAGAUAUUGAUGAAUGCUUACAUAAGGCUGGAAAUAAUUGCACCAAGAAUGAGUACUGCAGGAAUUCAGAAGGGAGUUACUCAUGUAUCUGUCCGGAGAAAUACGAUGGUGAUGGAAGAGGUGAAGAUGGCUGCAAAAAGAAGCAGAAUAUGAAGAUUGCCAUUGUCUUGAUUGGAGUUGCCUCAGGGAUCAUUUUACUACUACUUGCUAUCAUCCUCAUCUACUUGGAACUCAAGAGAAGAGCACAGAAUAAGACGAAGCGGAAAUUCUUUCUCCAAAACGGCGGGCAUAUGUUGCAAGAGAAGCUGUCUAGGAGAGAAGCCUCACCGGAGAUGGUGACGAUUUUCAGCUAUUCCGAGCUAGAAAAGGCCACCAACAACUUCCACAACAGUAUGAUCAUUGGUCAAGGCGGCUUUGGCACUGUCUACAAAGGCGUGUUAGCAGACAGAAGAACAGUUGCGAUCAAGAGGUCUAUAAGAGUUGAUCCCACCCAAAUCGAGCAGUUCAUCAACGAGGUCUUCAUUCUGUCUCAAAUCAACCACAGGAAUGUAGUUAGGCUUCUUGGUUGCUGCCUAGAAACCGAUGUUCCCCUUCUAGUCUACGAGUUCAUCACCAAUGGCACCCUUUCCUCACACCUGCACAAUGAGGCUAAGGCGCGUGUUCUUGAUUGGAACACGCGUCUGAAGAUUGCUGCAGAAACUGCAGGGGUCCUCUCGUAUCUGCACUCUUCAGCGGCUACUCCGAUCAUACAUAGGGAUGUCAAGACGGACAACAUCCUUUUAGACAAUACUUUCACAGCAAAGGUUGCAGAUUUUGGAGCUUCAAAGUUGGUUCCUAUUGAUCUCGCGCAGCUUUCCACUAUGGUGCAAGGGACUUUUGGAUACCUCGACCCGGAAUACAUGCAGACGAACCAGUUGACAGAGAAGAGCGAUGUUUAUAGCUUCGGAGUAGUCCUCUUGGAGCUAGUCACGGGGCGGAGAGCAUUGAGUUUUGAUAGGCCAGUAGAGGAGAAGAGUUUAGCCAACUAUUUCCUUUCGGUACUCAAACAGGACCUUUUGUUUGGAAUUGUUGAUGAUAAAAUAGUGGGUUCGGGAAAUAUGGAGCAAAUAUCUGCAGUUGCUAAGCUUGCAAAAGAGUGCUUGAACGUGAGAGGCGAAGAUAGGCCUAGUAUGAAGGAGGUAGCAAUGGAACUCGAAGGGCUGAUACUGCGAGGCAAGCACUCAUGGGCAAGAAUAAAUGUAGAGAAUGAAGAAGAGAAGGAGUCUUUGCUUCCAAAUGAUGAUGGAAUGAGUCACUUUGGUAAUGGUGAUAGCAGCUCAAGUGUGGGAUAUGAUAGUAUCUCCAGAGAUCAUAUUCUUUUGCCAAUGAAUGGAGGAAGAUGAUUAUCUUUGAUUAGCUUAAGACAUUUAUGUAUGCAUAUCAUUAUAUAUAUUCAGGUGGUAAUUAGUUUUCAAGGGAGAAAUACAAAUUCAGUAAUUUUUUUC
Salvia miltiorrhiza (redroot sage) is the source of this 2407-nucleotide messenger RNA. Its product is annotated as putative wall-associated receptor kinase-like 16. Gene Ontology annotation, cellular component: plasma membrane. Gene Ontology annotation, biological process: cell surface receptor signaling pathway; protein phosphorylation. Bases 32 to 2305 code for a protein of 757 amino acids. NCBI's taxonomy places the organism in Eukaryota, Viridiplantae, Streptophyta, Magnoliopsida, Lamiales, Lamiaceae. The transcript is spliced from 3 exons. The record is from RefSeq and is a predicted model, not a curated record. Gene Ontology annotation, molecular function: polysaccharide binding; ATP binding; calcium ion binding.